Messenger RNA from Aspergillus tanneri, 846 nucleotides. It is a transcript of the gene ptyA, whose product is annotated as putative tyrosine/serine protein phosphatase. Gene Ontology annotation, biological process: dephosphorylation. The coding region runs from base 1 to 846 and encodes 281 amino acids. NCBI's taxonomy places the organism in Eukaryota, Fungi, Ascomycota, Eurotiomycetes, Eurotiales, Aspergillaceae. The record is from RefSeq and is a predicted model, not a curated record. Gene Ontology annotation, molecular function: phosphoprotein phosphatase activity. The transcript is spliced from 2 exons.
AUGACAACGGCAUUACCAUUCAAUAUGACUCUCACCUACGAUCUUCAGACCCUUCUAACCACCGACAUCCAGACGCAUCUGCCGGCCGAUGUCGUAGCACAAAUUACAUCCCAGCCACCCUUUGCCACAGUAUCUGGCCUGUUCAAUGUGCGCGAUAUCUGUGCGGCCAUCCGCCCCACUCUUCGCAGAGGUUACAUUUACCGCUCGGGCGCAUUGAGCGGCAUCACCGACGAAGGGAAGUCAACUCUAGUCAAUGCACUUGGCAUCACCACCAUUUUUGAUCUACGGAAUCCCUCCGAGCGAACCAAGUCGCCUAGUCCGGACAUCCCCGGAGUGGAUACGGUCUGGACUCCCUACUCUGCGGACCCUGGCCAGGUCGAUAUGCAGGCAUUUGCAACGGACCAGACUCCCGCGCCGUUCGUCCAGAUGUAUCGUCACAUCCUGGACAUUUCCGGACCCCAGUUUCGAAAAGUUUUUGAGCAUAUUCGUGACUGUCCGCAGAAGGCUGUUUUGUUUCACUGUACUGCCGGGAGAGACCGGACUGGCGUCCUGGCGGCGUUGAUUCUCCGACUUGUGGACGCAUCCGACGAGGAGAUUACGCUUGACUAUAUGCUUAGUCGCGUAGGAGUUGAGCCUGUUCGGGCCGUUCUCCUGGGUAUUCUCAAGGGCGAUGUCGGCGAGUCCGCGGCCGCUGGGAUCCUGGGACUCUCCAGUUUUCGUCCUGGUGCUAUCACUGCCUUCUUGGAGUCAGUUGAACGCGACUUUGGUAGUGUUCAGGGCUAUCUCGCGGAUUUGGGGUUUUCCUCGGAUGAUGUCGAGAAGAUCCGUGCGAAUAUGAGAGCAUAG